AUGACAUGUUUAUCAAUUCAAGGAGAAAAAUUUUUUGUGUCAGAGUUCGGUGCUUAUUCAAAUGAUAAUAUCGAUGAUACUCAAAGUAUUCAAUCAGCUAUUGAUAAAGGUAUUAACUAUGGAUCUGGUAGUAUUAUUAUCUUUGGACAUGGUACAUAUAAUUUAUCGUCAACAAUUUCUAUAACAAAUGCAAGUAACUUGACAAUAAUAGGACAAGGAAUAAGUGAAACAUUAUUAGUUGGUACUACACGAAUGUUUAUAUUCUUUGCUCAAUAUUGUGAUGGUUUGAAAAUAGCUUCAUUAUCAAUUGAUUUUGAUCCAUAUCCAUUUACUGCUGGCUACGUUGUUAAUGCGACAAAUACUUAUCUAGAUAUUCGAGUACAACCACCACAUCGUGCUGAUAUUGAUCAACGUGUAUUAGGACUUAUUCGAUACGAUCCAAUAGAAAUGAGACCAGCUUUUGGGCCAAAUACUUAUAAUUUUUACCAAGUACCACCAAAUUAUGCUGAUACAAGUCUAAUUCGUACUAAUAUCUUACGUAUACCAUUAGCAUCAUUAACUGGACUGAAUAUAGGAGAUGCAGUUGUUGCUGUUUAUGAUAUUGCAGUUCAUGCUAUAUAUAUUCAUGAUUCGAUAGAUGUUACUAUUCAAACAAUCAAUGUUCAUUCAUCGUGGGGCAUGGUUUUAAUUGCAAAUAGAGUAAGACGUCUAACAGUAUCCGAUUAUCAUGUUACACCAAUGAAUGGACGUUGGUUAAGUGCUAAUUCAGACUGUAUGCAUUUUAUGGACACGAGAGAAUAUAUCUCGUUAUCAGAUAGUAAAUGUCAGAUGCAAGGUGAUGAUGGAUUAAAUGUUUUAACACCUUAUGUAAUUGUUACAGACAUAAUUAAUUCCAGUACUAUUAUUAUUCAAGCAUUUAAUUGGACUGAUCCACUUAAUAUCGAAGAUGGUACUCAACUAGAAUUUGCUAGUAGUAAACAACCAUUUACAGCUUAUACUAGAGGAAAAAUUGCUUCGUCCACAGUCUAUACUUCUACUUCACGAUUAUUUAUGUUUACUACUUCAAUUAAUGUUAGUAUUGGUGAUUUAGCCUAUGUUGGUGAUACACCUUCAUUAACCAUACGAAAUUUUACUGUGGAACGUAAUCGAGCUCGUGGUGUUCUAUUAGAAACACGAAAUGUUACUAUAAGUCAAUCAAUAUUUAAUAAAACAAGUGGUCCAGCGAUUCUCUUUCAACCAUCUCUAUAUUGGCAUGAAGGUCCUCCAGGUCGAAAUAUAACUUUAACGGAAAAUCUUUAUAUUAAUUGUAAUGAAGGCAUUGGACAACAAGAAGGUUUUAUUACUAUUUUACCAGAUCCAACACAAUUAAUACCAGUUAUUACUGAUAUUCGAAUAGAAUCAUCUACAUUUUAUUUUGGAAAUUUUAGUCGUGGUCUUAUACAAGCUACUAAUGCUAAUAAUAUUUAUAUUACUGGUAAUUAUAUUGCUACAAAUACUUCUACACCUUUAAUAACAAUAUGUAAUAGUCGAAAUAUUACUGCAAAUAAUAAUACUGUGAUUGAUUUAAAAGCCAAAAUAGAUCAAUAUUAUACAUUUGAUACUACUGACCCAUGUCAUGUGAACCUUAGCAGUUUGAUUGAUUUACCUCCUUCUGCAUUUAAUUCAUCAUUUCCACCACCUGUUAUAUUAACAUAA
Molecule: messenger RNA, 1695 nt
Organism: Adineta steineri
Lineage: Eukaryota; Metazoa; Rotifera; Eurotatoria; Adinetida; Adinetidae
Source: the annotation of a GenBank genome assembly